Messenger RNA from Helobdella robusta, 1323 nucleotides. RefSeq lists its product as hypothetical. NCBI's taxonomy places the organism in Eukaryota, Metazoa, Annelida, Clitellata, Rhynchobdellida, Glossiphoniidae. The transcript has 2 exons. The coding region runs from base 1 to 1323 and encodes 440 amino acids. The record is from RefSeq and is a predicted model, not a curated record.
AUGCCAAAGCUUUCAGAUGAUGGAGUUCCAGGCAUUUUAGUCAAUUCUACCAACAGCUUGCAGACAGAGGCAGACAAUAAAAAAUCACCUUUUAAAAAAUUAGCAAACUUCUUCAAACACCAAGCUACUCACAACAGCCAACAAGAUGGAGGAAUGAAACUCAGAGCAAAAGAUGAUCACCAUGUGGAAAAAGUUAGAACGAGCACAUCCCUAUCCAUCAAACGAUCGAGAUUAAGGACAAGAUCAGUUUCAUAUAAUGAGUAUGAUCACUAUUGCUCUGAAUAUCAUCGACAACAUCCACACCAACAGCAGUUGUAUCAGUCAAGUUCAGCUCAUGAUGCAACCAGCAGACCACCUUUGAAGCAUAGCAUGUCAGUAAACGACGAUCGAAGAAUGACCCCCAGAGAACGUCGGACAAGCUUCAACAGUGAUGUCCUAAUCAUCGAGUUUGAUAAGAAAUGCACUUUAGAGCUCACCAAACCGUACUGCCACGUUGAAAAGUUGAAGGAUGAAGAUGAUGAUAAUCAUGCUGAUGGUGGUGAUGAAAGAAAGAAUGAUGUCGUUGGUAGUGGUGGCGGGGGUGGUGGUUCCGUUAAUGGUGAUAGUGUUGCUGCAAAUGUGGGAAAGAAAGUUCUGGAAUUGAUUGAGGAAAAACCUGGUGAAUUUGAAAAUAUUAUUUGUGGCAGCGGCAGUGGCAGCCACAAUGGCAACAAUAGCGGUGGAAAGAUAAAUGAUAACAGUGAUGUUAUAAAGAAUGGUGAUGAUGACGUCAGGAAAAAUAAUGGCGAUGAUGACAACUGCACUAAAAACGCCGGUGAUAAUGAUGAUUCCAAAAAUAGCGAAACCAACGACGACGAUGGUGGUGAAAAAUAUGAUAAAAACGUCAUCACCAAAAACAGUUACCAGGAAGAGGAAGUAGAUAGCGAUGACGUCGACGGCGACACCUACAACAAAGACUUGAACAUCACAAUCGACAAAGGAAUCUUCCGCACCACAAAGCCACAAUUCGUUCACUCCAUUUCUUGGCCGACGGUUCGUCACAAAAUUUUCAAAAAUGGCGACGAUGAUGACGACGACGAUAACAACAACAAUAAUAAUAAUAAUAAUAAUAAUAAUAAUAAUAAUAAUAAUGAUGAUGAUGAUGGCGUAACGGUCACGAGAUUCGCUAACAAUUGCGAUAUUGAGAUCAUCCACGGCGAUCAAGUCGUUCAGAAAAAUGGCAUCGUCCUUAAGAGUGUUCUCAAAAAGUCCAAAUCCGACCCCAGCCAGUCGAAGAUCAAUUUUGAGGAUUUGAUUGAUGAGGCGCUUUAUUUGAGUAGAUGA